Molecule: messenger RNA, 1752 nt
Organism: Diachasmimorpha longicaudata
Lineage: Eukaryota; Metazoa; Arthropoda; Insecta; Hymenoptera; Braconidae
Exons: 8
Coding region: 223-1464 (413 amino acids)
Biological process (GO): detection of chemical stimulus involved in sensory perception of smell; sensory perception of smell
Cellular component (GO): plasma membrane
Molecular function (GO): olfactory receptor activity; odorant binding
Source: RefSeq, a predicted model, not a curated record
GCUUCGGUAUUCACAUCACGAAUGUUCCUUGAAUGCUUCAAUAAUUUCUGAUAACUCAUUUUCGUUUCGACUGUUAAUUUCGCGCAGUUCCAUUAUCUCAUCAGAUAUUGAAGAAUCAUUACAUCGAUCGACAAGCUCACGUUAUUAUGCCCCAUUAUACAUCGUACAGAAUUUCGCAAGAGAGUAAUUCCGACAGACUACAUUGUAAGGAGCAUUUGAACAAUGUCGCAGUUAUCGAAGGGUUCAAUAGCACCACAUUUGCAGUUUCAAUACUACUUUGGUGGUGACGUUCUCAUUUUGCAAUGUUUAGGAUUGUAUUCAAUGGGUAGUCUUUUCAAAAAUACCGAACCAAGUUUCAAGUUGUGGGAAUUGCCACCGUUCGUCUGUGGUCUAGGUAUAUUGUUGUACGGAUUAGUUGGUGACUUUUGCAAUGUUAUCGUAGAAGCCCGGCAAUAUUCCCUGUUUGCUAUUGAAGUUCUUGCAAUUGUUCUCUGUUGUUCUUUGGGAACAUACAAAGGUUAUCGAUUAUGGAUUUAUCGCCGUGAAUUUUACAACUUCAUCAAGGCCAUUCAGCUCCGUUGGGAUGAGGGAGUCGCUGAAAAUACGAUAACAGAGAAAAUGGUGGAGGAUGCCAAAUCCAUACGUUCGUUUAGGAUCUGGUAUGGCACAAUAAUUGCGGCGUUUUUCGGAUCAUAUAUAAUACGUCCAUAUGUGGCAUAUUCCCAGUUUAAAUUAUCAGGAGUAAAUGACACCUUCGAUUAUACAAAAACUGUCUAUCCGGCUGUACAUCCAUUUCCGUUGACUACACCUCUGUCGUUUUUCUGCUACGUUACCAUAGAGUCGAUUGGGAUCAUGUUCUGCACUCUUUACUGGACAGCAGCUGACGGACUGUUCGCACAGCUCACAACACAUUUGGCGAUUCAGUUUCAAAUUCUUGCAAAUCGGCUUCGUUAUAUGCCAACUCCAGAAAUGAUCGGAUCACACCAUACGGCGAUGGUAGUGCAACGAUUGAAGACAACCGUCCAGGAUUAUUUGAAACUGUUCGAAUAUAUCAACGAAUUGGAAACAAUCUACAAUCCUAUACUAUUUAGCACUGUAGUGGUCAACGGUUUGAACAUUUGCACCUGUCUGUAUAGCCUACAAUAUAGACUUUCGAAGCAUGAGUGGGAAAUGGCCGGAAAAAAUGCCAUACUUACGACUGGUAUAACGGCACAAACGAUGAUGUUUUGCAUGUGCGCGCAACAUUUGAAUGAUCAGAUCGCUGGAGUCCGUCAGGCGGCCUAUAACUGUUCAUGGACAGAGUUCAAUUCAACAAUAAAAAAUUUACUUUUAUUAAUAAUGAUCCAGACUGAACCAGAAUUCAUAUACGCAGCUUAUGGCUUUGUUUACUUGAAUAAGCCUCAAAUGACAGUGAUAUUCACGGGAGCUAUGCGAUUUUUCACCCUCCUGAGGAACAUGACUUGAAAAAUAGUACGGAAAUUCGAGCACAAAUCUUGCAAUCUUGUUUUAAUUAUGAUGCUCUGCAUGAGCAAAAAUGGCUGAAUAAACGUCUUUCGAUUGUAGUCAAUUGCGAAAAUUACCUUUCUACCUAGACAUCCACAAGAUUCCCGCAGCUUGACGACUUUCACGAACUGAUGGUCUGAAACUGCGCUGUCUUCUUGUCAUUAUCCAUGGUUAGAUUAUUAUGUACGAUUAUCAAUUAAUUUAUUUUGUUAAUUUAUUGACUAUAUGUAUACUUUCUCGGGUUUUUAC